AUGCCGCUCUGCGCCGCUUGCUGCGUCACCAAGGGCUUCAACAAGUUUCACGGCGGACAGCGCCAUCUGCCGCGCCCGGUGUGCAAGGAAUGCUUUCGCACCGGAAGGGAGCCUGUGGAUCUUGGUGGCGAGCCCGAGGCGCUGCCUAUUCGGACUCCGGGAGACAAGAAGACUGCAUCGCUGGCGGAUUUCCAGCUGCUGAGUGUCAUCGGACAGGGAGCUUUUGGGAAGGUGCUUCUCGUGCGACACUCUACCACCGGAAAAGUGCACGCAAUGAAGAUUAUCAGUAAGCAGUUUGUCAUUGACAUGGACAGCGUGCACUACAUGAAAACCGAACGCGAUAUCCGCCACCCUUUCGUGAUCGGGCUGAAUUACGCUUUCCAAACCGAAUCCAAGGUUUAUCUCGUCAUGGAAUACCAGUCUGGAGGGGAACUGUUUUCGUAUUUGAAAGAGGAAGGCACAUUCACCGAGGACGUGGUGCGCUUUUACCUGGCUGAAAUGAUUCUAGCGUUGGAGCACCUUCAUGCGCACGGCAUAAUACAUCGCGACUUGAAGCCAGAAAACGUUCUGAUUUCAGCCGAAGGCCACAUCAAGCUGACUGACUUCGGCUUGGCGAAGGAAUACGUUGAAGGGCAGGAACUCCUGACAGUAUGCGGAACGAAAGAGUACAUGGCCCCGGAGAUGCUACUUGGCAAAGGAUACGACUCGGCUGUGGACUGGUGGUCUCUUGGUGCCCUCGCGUACGAGAUGCUGACCGGAAACCCACCGUUUAGAUCGAAAAAUCCCGCAGACCUGCACAAGAAAAUCCUGUCGGCUAAGGUGCAGCUACCGCGGUGGCUUUCAGGCGAAGCCCAUUCGCUUAUCAAGUCGCUUUUGGAGCGUAAUGUGAGCAAAAGACUUGGCGGUGGCAAGUCGUCUAUGUUUGUGGUGAAAGGAGUGCAGGCGAUCAAGCGCCAUGCAUUUUUCAAGAAAGUGGACUGGGAGAAAAUGGAGACUCUUCGCGUCCCUCCUCCUAAAGUCCCCAGUGUAGCGGACGACGUGGACACAAGCAAUUUUGACGAGAAGUUUACUUCCAUGCCGGCUUCGGACCUUAUGUGCGACGCUGUGAUUGAGGAGCACAACAACCUCUUCCGAGGAUUUUCAUUUUGUCGUCGAGACAGCCUUCAGGAGAUCAUCUCAAACCCGCAGUCUCCGAUCAACACGACGCUACUGCCAACUAUCGCAAGUCUAGUUAUUGAUGGAGAUGAUAUCAAGGACAUCAACGACGCUAUCGCGACAGCAGCCAGCAAGCAGCCGACCAUUUUGCCCUGA
Messenger RNA from Phytophthora sojae, 1311 nucleotides. RefSeq lists its product as hypothetical. Gene Ontology annotation, biological process: protein phosphorylation. The record is from RefSeq and is a predicted model, not a curated record. Gene Ontology annotation, molecular function: ATP binding; protein serine/threonine kinase activity. The transcript is spliced from 12 exons. The coding region runs from base 1 to 1311 and encodes 436 amino acids. NCBI's taxonomy places the organism in Eukaryota, Oomycota, Peronosporomycetes, Peronosporales, Peronosporaceae.